AUGGUGGAAAAUGGCUUAUAUUAUCACUAUUAUAAUUAUUGGUCGUGUUUAAUGACGGAGCCAGCUAAGGCCCACAAGGCUCAGCUGACCCUCCUCCAAUUUAUGCAACAAAUGACCACAGUAGAGAAUGUAGAGAAGAAUGAAGAAAUCAGAGAGCAGAAGAAUGAAGAAGGAAGCGGAAGAAUGAAGAAGAAAUCAGAGAGUAGAAGAAUGAAGAAGAAAUCAGAGAGCAGAAGAAUGAAGAAGAAGUCAGAGCAAAAGACUCAUAAUUGUGUAUUGAUUAUCUCGAUUUUUUAUUACAGUGUAACAGUACAGCUUAUAUAG
This is a messenger RNA of Prunus armeniaca (apricot), 324 nucleotides long. Lineage: Eukaryota; Viridiplantae; Streptophyta; Magnoliopsida; Rosales; Rosaceae. The record is from the annotation of a GenBank genome assembly.